This is a messenger RNA of Magallana angulata, 2738 nucleotides long. RefSeq lists its product as uncharacterized. The coding region runs from base 436 to 2040 and encodes 534 amino acids. The record is from RefSeq and is a predicted model, not a curated record. The transcript is spliced from 5 exons. NCBI's taxonomy places the organism in Eukaryota, Metazoa, Mollusca, Bivalvia, Ostreida, Ostreidae.
CCUUUGUGGGACGUAUAGAUUUAACCAAAAUCCCCCCUAUAUAACAGUUGAUAACCCGGAAGUUUUGAUGUAGUGACAGGGUUCCAAUACCCACAGCCGACCCCUAGCUCAGAAUACACCCGGACAAAAGGCUUCAUCAACAUUUGAACAACUUUACGAAACAAGGAAGAAACGUAUAAAACUUCAAAAUUAUUGUGUAUUGGAGCUUUAGUAGUGAAGAAUCUAUUGUACAGUUUAGUGCGUUGAAAACUUACAUGCAUAGAAGCUAGUAUAUAUAUAUAGUGUUUAGCUGAGACACCAUGUCAAGAGUUCCGAAAGUCAGGUGAGAGAGUUUAUAGGGGUAGAGAUAGUAUAUUUAUCUCACCUGUGCCGUGUACCUGGAGUCAGCGAUCACCUGGGAUUUAGACUUUUAUGACAGGGUCUUAACCUAACAACAUGUCGGAUGUUAGAUUUGAGGGGCUACUUCAAAAACCAGGGAGAAUUCCCGGACGAAAAACGAAGGUUUGGUGCGUUUUGAGCGAUCAGGAACUAUUGUUUUACAGGGAAAACAAGAGGUCAUCUUGCGUUGGUUCACUGGAAUUGUCACUGGUGCGGAAAGUCGAGAAAGUGGUCUCCAACGAGAGAGAUUUCCGUGUAGAUCAUAAAGGAAAAGUUGUUGUUUAUACGGCAGAAGACAGCGCAAAACGCGAUGAAUGGAUCACGAAUCUUCUAGAUGUUUUGCAUGCCAAUUGUAACAAACAAGUUCCUCUCGCACAAAACACAGUGAAAUGUAAAUUGGACACAUCCCGAAAACAGACUUUACAAGAUCAAGGGGAAAUUUCGAUCCAAUCCAGAAUCUUGUCGAGGAAACUGUCAGGUGUCAACAACACAGUCCCUCGAAUAAAUGACCAGACGACAUUUUGUGAAAAUAACAUUUCUCAAGGAGGCCAGAAUUCAAGCAGAAAAGAGGGGCCAAAUCUAAAAGAGGAGGAUAAACCGGAAGUAAAGAAAACUUUUGCAAAAGAAACCACCACUGUAGCAAAAGAACAGCCAUCGAACGAAUCUCACGUGUUCACAUCAUCGGGAUCAUCGAGAAGAAGCAAGGAAGCAGUUACUGUAAAAACAGAUACGAUACGCCAAAGUAGUGUUCAGAAAGUAUCUGAGACAGUGAAUAAAGAAGGCGAAUCGACGACGAACUUUGAGACCGAACCGGUAAAUUCAAGACGAUCCGACGCCAACGGAAAAAUUAAGCAAGAAUCUUUCGAGCUAACGAAAAAUAUUGUAGGAAGGUCAUCCAUUGUGCCUUCGACAGGGAAAGAGAGCAGACCUGACUCAGGAUAUGAAACAUUAGCUGGAAGUGAAAACAGGAGAAGUAUAAUCACCGAGGAAUAUGGCGAAGUCGAUAUCUCGAGGGUGGUAAUGCGAAGAAGCAGACGUUCUAUUAACAGCUUUACCAUGAAUAAUUCCGAAAGUGAAGUUCCGAAAAUCGAGCAAGUUCCCGUCUCAAACGGAAUAAAGGAUACCAAAACUACAAGCCCAGAACAGAAUCCAUUGCGUGAAAAUCAUAUCGAAGAAGAGAACGGGGACGAUUUAUCACAGGAAAGUGGUGUUAGUAAUGGAGAUCUCCACGCAGACGUUAACGAAGAAGAGUCGGACACAGUUUACGAAAAUAUUGCUUCACUUAGGAAAGAAAAGACACUUGAAAAUUCUGUGAAAACUGUGAAUGAAGAAAACGAUGUGGUUGUGCCAUUGCGGAGAAGCAGAAGCAAAAGAACCACUCUUGUUGAUAUGCAUGUACCACAAGUUGUGGAAGAAGCUGAAGAAGAAGAUGAUGAACAUGUUGAUGACAUCAUACCCGCAACCGAAGGUCAAGAGGAAAUGUUGAUGAAUCUAACCUUUGAACCUAUCGAAGAACUGCCCUUUAAGGGGAAAGACAUGCAAAGUGACGAAUAUGAUUUCUCGGAAAUUCGAGAAAUUUUAAGUCAUCAAAAAAGUCCUGUAAGAGAAUCUGUCUCUCUUGACCCAGUAGAGGAAUUGCGUAAACUACUAGAACAGGUGUAGACAUUUUUCAUACCUGGAGGUUAUGUCUCUGUUUGUAAUGAUGUUCGUUCUCGUUUGUUGACACACACUCUUCAGAACACAUUUGACAGAAGAUGUAUUAGAAAUCGAACUCGAACUUUCAGAUUUUUCUUGAUUCGUAAUACUGACAAGGGGCAUGCGAUUUUUCCAUAGGCGUUUCCAAUCUAAUUUUUAAAGUAUUAUAUAUACAAUGUACGUUUACCAUUCAUACGAGUUGAUUUUAUAGAAGAGAGGGUAAACGUAAAUAUAGACUUAUCAUUCGUCAUUUACAAAAUUAAAUAUGGAGCGCCUAUGGAUUUUUCAAAUGACGUUAAAAAGGCAUGCAUUCUCAAGCUGUGUUCAGACACGUUUCUCUCUCUCUCUCUCUCUCUCUCUCUCUCUCUCUCUCUGACCUUUUGGGAGGGGGGCGGGGGUACUAAACAACUUUCAUUUGGCUUGCAACAAGAGACUAGAUUUUGUACACAAUAAAAACAUGGACAGUUUGUCAGCAGUUUUACGCAUAGCUUACGCAAUAUCUUUAAUGUCCUUGUAAAGUGUUGGCAAUUCGUCAUUUACAAAAUUAAAUACGGAGCACCUAUGGAUUUUUCAAAUGAAGUUAAUAAGGCAUGCAUUCUCAAGUAAUGCUGUAGUGGUCAGACUCCUCUCUCUCUCUCUCUCUCUCUCUCUCUCUCUCUCUCUCU